UUUCUUUCAGGUUAAGGGAGAAAAUAUCGGAUAUUUCAGAUAUUUGUAGGCAUUUUUAUAGUUAUUAGUUUGUUGUAUUUAUCUAUCAAUAAGAAUAAUCGCAUCAAACGAUAAAUUGUGAGAAAAAAGGUCAGUCCAUCAGAGGUGCAUCAAUAUAACAAACCAAUUCACAAUCCUACAUAAAUAUAAUGUCAAAGAGCUCAGUUGGUGGCAGAGGAAGAGGAUGGUUAAACUUGAAUAGAAAUCAACAUGUUCCUGGCAAUAACGUGGGCCCUGUUCUUAGUAAUACAUCCAACAACUUACAUUCGCCCCCAAUAGAUGAUAACCUGUUUGUGGAUGCCCCUGAAUAUAAUGAUAUCAUUAACAAAGUCAAGGAACUCAAUAUCAAUGAUGAUGGUAUAAAAUUUAAUCAAAAAAUUAAGUACAUUCUGGAGAACUGGAAACAGGACUGUCAAACAAGUGAAGAAGUUGAAAAAAGUUUUGACAAUCUCUAUCAAGCAUGUUUGAGUGAUGAUGAAUUGGCAUCUAAGCUUGUUAUUAUGAUAGCAUCUAGAUCUUUUAUUACCCAGGAGAUUCAUGACAAAAAUAUUCGUUUACUCUUCCUACGUAAACUCCAAAACAAUUUUGAAGGCAGUAAACUAUUGCAAUCUACCAAUCCAGUAGCUUUUCGAAAUAGUGUUAGAAUAUUGGGUGAAUUCUUUAACAAAGCACGCCUUGCUAAUGGUGAGUUGUUUACUUUUAUGGCAGCUCCAUUAAUAGCCUAUCUGGAAAUGCUUCUGGAAUCUGGAAGUUCAGAGGACCUUCAAUUGUUCACAACACAGCUGUUCUUGAAUGGAUCCUCUAUCAAAUCAGAAUCUUCUGAUAAACUCGUUGAACUCUUGAAUAAUGCUCGUUUAUUACUGGUAUCCGAUGAGAAUUUAACUAAGGAGAGUAAGUUGUGGUUACUCCUUUCUAUUGAUGUAUCCAGCAGCAGAUUUGGUCUGCUUCCUGGCGAAUUACAUAAAUUCUAUCUAGAACAAAUGGGUGAUACAGCCAUGGCAAAUUUCCAGGGUACACCAGCCACCCUCAGCGUACAAACCCAAGACAACAAAACCCUAGAGAACUACCAGAGCAACGUCAACGUCCUGCAGCUGUCUAACAAACUGGAAUCCAGCACCACCGAACAGACAUCACAAUUAUCGACCUCCGACAUCAACAAUUCGACUCUAGGGUACUCGAGUAGCAGCGGGUUCGUGUCGGACUCCUCUAGUCAAAAUUCGAAUCUAAACAGGCGGGAGGCGUCCCAAAAUGCGGGGAAACCCGGCAGGCCCAUUCUGGGAGCUGGUGCCCGACUGAACAAAAGUAAAACCGCCGAUGAUGCCAACUGGAGGGAGCGCGACAACUCCAAAGGGUGGAGUAGUAAGCCGAAGGGUGGGGAUUGGGGGGACAAAAAGAAGUCGAAGGGCUGGGAGCAUGACGAUCGCUUCGAGAAUGACUAUAGUUAGGGUGAUGGUGGUCGGGUAGAUUUUUUUAAAGUGAUUAGCUAUGGUUGAAGUGGAACUCGACGUACUUUUGGUUUUGCUUCUAUCGAUUAUGAUAUUUGUGGACACAGUAUUGUGCAUCGCCGAUUAUGAACAUGGUAUGAGAAUCUCACACAUACAAAAAAUGGACCACGACACCCAAUCGAACAUCAUCGGAAGAGAAAAAGAAUAUUUCAAAAAGAUUGAAUUAUAGUUUUUAGGGAUAUAUCUUCAGAACUGUUUCACAAGGUAUCCGUGUGAGAGAGGUCAACUCGUUGCCAACAGCCAAUUUAAAUAAAAGGCUAGAUGAUUGUUGGAAAAAGGCUAAAUACAAGACAUCUGACCAUGGACUCCGAUUCUGACAUUAAAAGUUCAAGUCUAGAGCCAGAUCUAGAGCUAGACUCUACUCAAGACGACUCAACUGACUCUAGUAGUAUCGACAAAGUUUAAAGUAUGGAGUACAAAAUCCAUAGAAAUACAAACAAUAUAAUGAACUAUCUAUAGGGAUAUUAUAAAAAUGAAAAUAUUGUUGAAGAAAUUCAGAAUACAAAAUAGCUAUUGAAAAUGGCUGAAUUACUGGAUGCAAUUUUUAGUAGUUAGAUGAGUUUGAAAAUGGCUAGAACUAGCCAUAAAAUGGCUGAGUUGGCAGCACUGCUCGUUAACCCUAUACUACUUAUAAUGUCAUUUUGUAUUUUGGGACCCAUGUUUUGAAAUAAGUGCGUCAACGUGUGAAAUUUAAUAACUUGAACAUGACUCAUCAUUUUUUUGUUCAAUUAAACUCAAAAACUGUGAAUUGUUAUGUUGAAGUAAUGUACCAAAUUUGAAAACAUCAUCUUAUUAAACACGGAUUUAAAUUUCAAAUUUCGAUAUCCAGUAUAUCAAACAUAGAGGCCCAAAAUUAGAAAUAUAUAGAAGUUAUUUUAUUACUAUUAUUGAAGGAAUAUAUAGUUAACAGAUUGGCCUUCUCUUCACGGACACCCUGUAUGAAGUAAAAUAUACCCUUGUUUAGAAGUUCAGGACAUUGCAAAUUAUCUUUGGAAGAAGUUAUUUCAUAUUUAUUAUAUUAUUUUUCAUAAUUUUCUGACAGUUUUUGUCUACAAAAGAUUGGUCAAUUUUUUUAUACAAUGUGUCCCUUUGUCCUGACCUUUUCCGUCUUUUACCCCCAAAUACAAUUUUAACAUGUGGAUUUUACAGCUGAUUUUAUCUUGUUAUUCCAUAAUGUUUUAAUAUUUUUAUUAUUUUCAGUCAAUUUUUGUCAACUAAAGGUGGAUUGAUUUUUUAUGCAAUGUGCCACUUUGUCCUGACCAUUUUUAAACCCCAAAUACAGUUUUUACAUGUGGAUUUUACAGCUGAUUCAAUCUAUUUUUGAUUCUUCAUUUUGAUCUUGAUUUUCAUCAAGUAUUAUUGUGAAUUUAUGACUGUGAGAGAAUUCAGCGAAACGUUCCGUAAUUAAAUACAUCGCUAUUUUCCCAUUUUGGCAGAAACUACUUUCAGCUUUUUUCAAGACAAAGUAAGUCUAGUGGGAUACACUAACGCAUAAUGAUUAUUAUCACAAUAAUAAUUGUCAAAUAAUCAUUCUGUUAGGACUGAUCGCGUAUAAAAGAUAGUCCUAAGUAUUUCAGCUUGAUCUAUUUUGAUCUUGAACAUUUAAAUUCAUCUUCAUAUACAUAUUAUGGUAUGAAAUAGUUGUGUGCAAACAAUGCUGAAUCCUCUAUGGUCCAGGGAAAUUAGGAUUUUAGGAUAGGGAAUGAUUUUAUACCAUGGUAUUAGUUUGGUUUCAAGUCUACAUACAUAUAUUGGUGUCCUGAAUAACGUGUUGAUGUCUUGUAGGUAGGAAGCUACACCAGAUAUUUGGUAGCAAUUUACUCGUCGAAAAUCUUGCUUCGCGUUGGGUUUUUGCGAUUUACUCUUUUCCUAUCGAUUUUACAACCAAACGAGAUCAAUUCAAAUAAAAAGAUACGAUAAUUCUACGAAAAAAAGUUCCAUGCUAAUUUCAUGAUGAAUCCCCGCAAAAAAAUAUAUUUGACAAAAAAAGUAAAAUGUAUUGCAUUAGGGGAACAUUAUUAUAGAGGCCGAAUUCGGUUGGGAAGUCACUACUUUGCAGUGUGUCACUUUUCUGAUGGAUAGAUCCUUGUAUAUUUCCAUAUUAUAAAUUUGCAGGAGCAAGAGAGCUACUCAAUGACCAAAUGGGAUAAUCAAUGAUAUACACUGCCCCCCGUAGUCAACCCAUCUUGACUCCUAAUAUAAAAUUUUAGGAAACAUCGGUGAUUCCAUGACUAUUGGAGAGCAGUGUAUAUCAUUGACGAGAAUUCCCGUUAGUCAUUGAGGAUCACUUCUGUGCCUCUCGCUCCUGCGAAUUUCAGAAUUAUAUCUCCAUAAUUAGGGAAUAUACAUACAAAGGUGUAACUAUCAAAAGCUUUCUCCUAACGUAGCAACAUUUUCCAAACUAUCUCCAUGAUUGAUUUUGUCUUUACAUUUUACGUUUCUGUUUGAAAAUAUUAAAGAUAAUUUUCUUCUUCAAACAUAAUUUUUGCAAGAAUUCAUCAUAGGAAGUAUUUCUCUAGAAAGAAAAUCGAGAAAAUCGUGAAAUGUCAUUUCGAAGCAAGGUUUUUGACGUGUACCUCCUACCUCGGAGACUUUUGACACGUCAUUCAGAAUACUAGCAUACACGUUUGGCAAGAAUUAUUUAGGAUUAUCGUUUGCCACACGUGCCAGACUCGAGUAGGUGGGGCAACGACGCCCAUGAAUCGUUUAUCCAUUGGAAAAUUAUUUUUGCUAGACGUGUAUACCUGAAACCACACUAAUAAGGCAUGAAUUUUCACUUAUAUCAGUAGACUACUGACUACUAUUAUGUAGAUUGAUCUUGAAAAAUGUCAUAUUUUUUCAAUAUCUAGAAAGUGUGCCAUACUUUAGAUGUAUUGCACUUAUGCCCUUCCUUACUUCCCUUGGACAUUUAUUUUUGAUGAGCUGUUUUGUGAAGCUAUGAAAAAUAUAACUAUUUCUAGAAUGAGCACUUCUUUAAAUGUUUUAAAGGUAUUUUUGUCAGGUCCAUUAUUUUGUAUUAACAGCAAUUGCGGAUGAAGAGAAAGAAUUAGAAACACUAUAAUAACUAUACCCAUAGUAUAGAACUGAAUUUUAUGAACCUAGUUUUACAAUUAAUUGUAUUUUUAAUUCUUUCAACAUUGUUUUUAGGUAAUUUAUUAUAAUAGGAGCCCCAAUUUCAGAAUAAUAAUUGUAGAUCUAUCUCUAUAUUUUUACUUUUACACUGAACAUACUUUUGUCAUUUGUAAAUAUUGCAUUUUUUGUAAAUAUUUCAAUUAUUUAUAAAUUGAAUACUGUAUGUAGGUUAAUUAUAAAUUGAUUGACAAUUAUUUGCUUAAUGAAAUUUAGAUGAUAUUUCCUCACUGUUUUAAAAUAUUAUAUUUAUCAUCAUUCAUGCCUGAUUGUAUACAAAAUUGUUUUCAAUAUUCAUUAUUUUGUUUCAUCAUAUUUUAUUGAAUCUGAAUUAAAAUGG
Messenger RNA from Phaedon cochleariae (mustard beetle), 5013 nucleotides. The record is from the annotation of a GenBank genome assembly. Lineage: Eukaryota; Metazoa; Arthropoda; Insecta; Coleoptera; Chrysomelidae.